AUGCCAAGAGAUCUCGGUGAGAUCUCUCGGGAGCCAAGCACACACACAGCCCUACCUAAGGUAGCCGACAUCAAAUCGUCCGGGCGCACGCUCGCCUACGACCUCAUGAGCUACUACAAGGGCAACCUGUCGGGCCAGACGCCCGGGAUCCUGCCCGGCCCGCCGCCCGCCGGCGAUUACUACUGGUGGGAGGCGGGCGCCCUCUGGGGCACCAUGAUGGACUACUGGCACUACACGGGCGACGCGACGUACAACGACGUCGUCUCCCAGGCCAUGCUGUUCCAGGUCGGCCCCAACGCCAACUACAUGCCGCCGAACGUGACCGCCUCCCUCGGCAACGACGACCAGGGCUUCUGGGGCAUGUCCGCCAUGCUCGCCGCCGAGGUCAACUUCCCCAACCCGCCCGCCGACAAGCCGCAGUGGCUCGCCCUCGCCCAGGCCGUCUUCAACACCCAGGCCAGCCCCGAGCGCCACGACAGCACCUGCGGCGGCGGCCUCCGGUGGCAGAUCCCCUUUGCCAACGCCGGCUACAACUACAAGAACAGUAUCGCCAACGGCAUCUUCUUCAACUUGGGCGCGAGGCUGGCGCGGUACACCGGCAACACGACCUACUCGGACUGGGCCGUCAAGACGUGGAACUGGAUAAACGAGGUGGGCUAUAUGACCCCCGAAUACCAGAUCUACGACGGCGCGCACGUCGAGACCAACUGCACCGACAUCAACAAGGCGCAGUUCUCGUACAACAACGGCGUCUUCAUCCAGGGCGCGGCACACAUGUGGAACCAUACCCAGGACCCCAUCUGGAAGACGCGCGUCGACGGCCUCCUCAACGCCACCCUCAACACCUUCUUCCCGCAGAGCAUCGCCUUCGAGAUCGCCUGCGAGACGGGCAUGACCUGCACGACCGACAUGCUCUCCUUCAAGGGCUACGUCCACCGCUGGCUCGUCAACGUGGCCCAGCUGUGCCCCUGGACGCGCCAGACCAUCAUGGCCACGCUGCAGACCUCGGCCGCCGCCGCGGUGCAGACGUGCACGGGCGGCAGCGACGGCCGCACCUGCGGCUUCCAGUGGCACAUGAAGGCGUUUGACAACAGCGUCGGCGCGGGCCAGCAGAUGGACGUGCUGGCCGCCGUGUCCUCGCUGCUCAUCGACGGCGCCGCCCCGCCGCUGACCAACGCCACGGGCGGCACGAGCGUCGGCAACGCCAACGCCGGCGAGGGCAGCGACACCCUGCUCGGCAAGCCCGCCCCCGUCACGGCGGCCGAGAAGGCCGGCGCCGCGUUCCUCACGCUCCUCGUCAUGGCCUGCGCGACGGGCGUGUUUGCCUGGAUGAGCUUCGGCGUGUGA
Messenger RNA from Thyridium curvatum, 1347 nucleotides. RefSeq lists its product as uncharacterized. Gene Ontology annotation, molecular function: mannan endo-1,6-alpha-mannosidase activity. The record is from RefSeq and is a predicted model, not a curated record. Gene Ontology annotation, biological process: fungal-type cell wall biogenesis; carbohydrate catabolic process. The coding region runs from base 1 to 1347 and encodes 448 amino acids. The transcript is spliced from 4 exons. Lineage: Eukaryota; Fungi; Ascomycota; Sordariomycetes; Thyridiales; Thyridiaceae.